AUGGGGAAAAUUGGUUGCCCUGGACAGAUAACAAGCGAGUGUUUGGACAGGACCUUCAUAAGAAGUAAAUUGGGAGAUAAAAGACCGAAUACUAACUAUACUAGCACCGAAGUUGAUAUUCCAAGCAAAACGUUUACCCGUGGGAAGCAAACCAUUGAUAAGCAUCUUGGAUUUGCGUUUGUUCAAUUUGAGAACAAGGCAGAAGCCGAUAAGGCCAUUGAGGAUUUCAAUGGAAAGGAAUUCAAGGGGAGAAACAUCUACGUGAAGAAGGCGGUUCCACCGCCAACCGAGGAGGAAAAGAAACAAAAAAUAGAAGCAUUCAGGGCCAAGAAGGCCGAACAAAAGGCCAAGAGGGCUGAAGAGCAGGCUGAGAAAGCAGAAAAGGAGCAACAAACCACCAAGUCGGACGAAGCGCUGACGAAGGAAGCAAACGGCGAUGUGAAGCCAAAGAAGACCAAAAAGAAGGCCGCCAAAAAGGCUGUCACCGCUGAUGCCAGUACCCCGGAAACUGCGACUUCGUCUGAUGACCCAAAGGAUAAAAUUCCAGAUGGUAAGCCAUCGGCCGAUACCAUCUUCAUCACCAACUUAGACUACAAGGUUGACGUCAAGACCUUGAACAGUCUUUUCAAGGAAUUGAAGCCAAAAUGGAUCCAUGUUCCUACAAGAAGAGUACCAUAUCACAUCCUUAAGAGACAAAAGAGUAAAGGUAGAACUGUCUUCAAUAAGGGUAUUGCAUUCGUCAAGUUUUCUAGCGAAGACUUGCAAAAGCAAGCUAUUGCUGACUUCAACGGUAAGGAAUUGAACGGUAGAGAAAUCAUUGUGGAUAUUGCCAUAGAUGCCAGAAUUCCAAAGACUGACACAGAAGAGCAAAACUCACAAGAAGAAGCCUCUCAAGAUGAAAAGCAAUAA
Messenger RNA from Debaryomyces fabryi, 909 nucleotides. It is a transcript of the gene SBP1, whose product is annotated as Sbp1p. The transcript has a single exon. Gene Ontology annotation, molecular function: RNA binding. NCBI's taxonomy places the organism in Eukaryota, Fungi, Ascomycota, Pichiomycetes, Serinales, Debaryomycetaceae. The record is from RefSeq and is a predicted model, not a curated record. Bases 1 to 909 code for a protein of 302 amino acids.